Messenger RNA from Tripterygium wilfordii, 1972 nucleotides. Its product is annotated as pentatricopeptide repeat-containing protein At5g61370, mitochondrial. The transcript is spliced from 3 exons. The coding region runs from base 120 to 1778 and encodes 552 amino acids. The record is from RefSeq and is a predicted model, not a curated record. Gene Ontology annotation, molecular function: protein binding. Lineage: Eukaryota; Viridiplantae; Streptophyta; Magnoliopsida; Celastrales; Celastraceae.
UCUCUUCAAGCUUUCUCUUCAUCUCUCCGAAUCGGACUUGCGUGGCUUCGGCUUCUUCCCUGCGAGCAGCUCAUUCGAUUAGAACAAAACUCUGUACAUCUGAUAUCUGUGUGUUAUCAAUGAAAUACUCUUUGUCUACCCUUUCGAAGUGUAAUCUGAAGAAAGCAAUUCAAUCAGCCCAAAGCUGCAAUCCAGUAAGUUCUGUCAAGUUUAAUCCGUAUAAGCAGCAAGCGAUGCUUUUGCGUGGCUGUCGGAUUCCCCCAUUCCAGCUCCACCACUAUCAGACGGACCAUAUCAAAUCUGUCAAUAGGCUGCUUACUUCGUUGGCCGAUGAGAGUUUGGCAGUGGCAACAAAGCUACCACAAGAGUUUGAGGCAUUGGUGCCUCCUAAUCAUGCACCGUCCGAGCUGCAGGAGAUUUGUGAAGUUGUUAUGACCACUAUUGGCGGCCUAGAUGACUUGGAAUCUAGUCUUAAUCAACUCAUAGUUUCAUUGACAUCAUCGCAUAUCACCCAAAUCAUAGAUCUAUGCAAACAUGAGGCACCUACUAGAAGGCUCCUGAGAUUUUUCUUGUGGUCACGUAACAAAUUGAAGGAUGCUUUAAAAGAUGAGGAUUUUAAUCAUGCUAUUCGCGUGGUGGCUGAGAAGAAUGACUACACAGCAAUGGAUAUCUUGUUAUCGGAACUUGAGAAGAAUGGUCACGUUAUGGAGAUGCGAACAUUCAGCCUUGUAGUAGAGAUAUUGGUCAAACUUGGGAGAGAAGAUGAAGCAUUGGGUAUUUUCAAGAAUUUGGACAAGUUCAAUUGCCCUCAAAAUAGUGAAUCAGUAUCUGCCAUUGUCCACGCCCUUUGUGCCAAAGGGCAUACUAAGAGAGCACAAGGGGUGGUAUGGCACCACAAAGAUAAGAUAUCUGGUAUAGAGUUGUCCAUCUAUAAGAGUCUUGUUUAUGGAUGGACCGUGCAGGAGAAUGUAAAAGAGGCGAGAAAAGUUAUACAGGAGAUGAAGUCAUUAGGGUUCAUCCCAGAUUUGUUUUGCUAUAAUACAUUUCUAAGGUGCCUUUGCCAAAGAAAUCUUAGACGUAAUCCUUCAGGUCUUGUUCCUGAAGCUCUGAACGUGAUGAUGGAAAUGAGGUCCUAUAAGAUUUCCCCAAACUCAAUUAGCUACAACAUCAUACUUUCCUGUCUUGGUAAGGCAAGAAGAGUCAAGGAAUCUUGUGAUAUUCUUGAGAAAAUGAAAAUGGCAGGUUGUGGUCAAGAUUGGAUGAGCUACUAUCUUGUUGCAAGAGUUCUGUAUUUGACUGGGAGGUAUGGUAAAGGAAAUAAGAUCAUAGGUGAAAUGAUUGAAAAGGGACUGGUGCCGAAUCGUAAAUUUUAUUAUGAUCUGAUUGGUUUACUUUGUGGUCUUGAGAGAGUGAAUUUUGCUCUAGAGCUCUUUGAAAGAAUGAAGAGAAGCUCAUUGGGUGGUUAUGGGCCAAUAUAUGAUGUGCUGAUUUCAAAGCUAUGUAGAGGAGGAGACUUUGAUAAGGGUAGGGAGCUCUGGGAUGAGGCCAUGGCUUUGGGUGUCACCCUACAUUGCUCUACUGAUGUGUUAGACCCUACUAUCACUGAGGUCUUCAAGCCAGUAAGGAAGGUGCAAGAGGAUGUCCACCUUGAAGCCUGUAGCACGGCCAAGAAGCAGAAAAGUAAUGGCGCGGCCAAGAAGCAGAAAAGUAACGGCAUGGCCAAGAAGAAGAAAAGUAAUGGCGCGGCCAAGAAGAAGAAAAGUAAUGGGCCGUCAUAACAGGUACUUAAUAUCUCUCCCCUCUCAGCUCUUCCAUAACUCCAUUUUAGUCAUGAUAGUAUCAUCAUUCAUUAUUUAUAUCAUAUCACUGUUGCAACAAUGUGAACCAAGGAUAGUUGCUGCCCAUUAUAUCACAAACUUAUAUAUACAGUAGUCUUCAUGUUAAGACGCUACUGCAUUCCCUUGUUAUCUCA